AUGGGGUCGAUCAAUUCUAAAGCAACUGGAGAGCAGGAAGCUGAACGUCUUUUACUGGGAAAAGGCUUCACCAACAAAUUACUUGACAUUUCCAGAUUCACCACAUCUUCCAGGAAUGAGCCACAGUGGGAACGGAAGUUUGUAGGUGGAUCUGGUCAAGUAAGCGAGCGGAUAAUGCACCUCCUCGGGGACAGAGUGAAGCUGAGGUGUCCUGUCACCUAUGUUGACCAGUCAGGUGACAACAUCAUGAUAGAGACGUUGAAUCAUCAACUUUAUGAGUGCCGAUACGUAAUUAGUGCCGUCCCUCCAACUUUGACUGCCAAGAUACACUUCAGACCAGAGCUUCCUUCAGAGAGAAACCAGUUAAUUCAGCGUCUUCCAAUGGGGGCUAUCAUUAAGUGCAUGAUGUAUUACAAGGAGGCCUUUUGGAAGAAAAAGGAUUACUGUGGCUGUAUGAUCAUCGAAGAUGAGGAAGCUCCGAUUUCAAUUACCCUGGAUGACACCAAACCAGAUGGAUCGCUGCCCGCCAUCAUGGGCUUCAUCCUUGCUCGAAAAGCUGACCGCCUUGCUAAAGUCCAUAAAGAACUAAGGAAGAGGAAAAUCUAUGAGCUGUACGCCAAAGUGCUAGGAUCCCAAGAAGCUUUACAACCAGUGCACUAUGAAGAGAAGAACUGGUGUGAGGAGCAGUACUCCGGGGGCUGCUACACGGCCUACUUCCCCCCAGGGAUCAUGACUCAGUAUGGAAGGGUGAUCCGCCAGCCCGCGGGCAGGAUUUACUUUGCUGGCAGGGAGACGGCCACACAGUGGAGCAGUUACAUGGAAGGAGCAGUAGAGGCCGGAGAACGGGCAGCUAGAGAGGUCUUGAAUGCUUUGGGGAAGGUGGCAAAGAAAGACAUAUGGGUCCAAGAACCUGAAUCAGAGGAUGUUCCAGCUGUAGAAAUCACCCACACCUUCUGGGAGAGGAACCUGCCUUCCGUGACAGGCCUGCUGAAGAUCAUCGGAUUUUCCACAUCAAUAACUGCCCUGUGGUUUGCGGUGUGCAAAGUCAGGCUGCUGACCCGAUGCUGA
Mesoplodon densirostris (Blainville's beaked whale) is the source of this 1068-nucleotide messenger RNA. RefSeq names its product amine oxidase [flavin-containing] A-like. The coding region runs from base 1 to 1068 and encodes 355 amino acids. Gene Ontology annotation, molecular function: oxidoreductase activity. The transcript is spliced from 3 exons. The record is from RefSeq and is a predicted model, not a curated record. NCBI's taxonomy places the organism in Eukaryota, Metazoa, Chordata, Mammalia, Artiodactyla, Ziphiidae.